CGUGUCCCCCAGCCCGGUAUAAGAGGCCCCGCGGGGGUCGCUCCCCCCACCCGCGAUGGCGGCCCCGGGGGGGACAGAGCCCGAGCGCGCCGCGGGGGGGUCCCCGGCUGAGGGGGGGUCCCCGUCCGAGGGGGGGUCCCCGGAACAGGAGGGAUUCUUCUCGCUGCUGAGCUCCGUGCAGGGAACGCGCAUGGAGGAGCAGCGCUGCAUCCUGGGGGGAGGAGGGGAGCCGCCCCCCCCCGAGCUGGCGUCGCUGCUGGACAUGGUGGCGAGCUCGCAGGGCCGCAGGAUGGACGAGCAGAGGCUGCCCGUGCCCAGACUGCCCGGCUUCGGCACGGGGGGGGCGCAGGACUGAGCCCCGGAGCCCCCGGACCCCCCCGACCCCUCCC
Molecule: messenger RNA, 389 nt
Organism: Catharus ustulatus (Swainson's thrush)
Lineage: Eukaryota; Metazoa; Chordata; Aves; Passeriformes; Turdidae
Gene: PCP2
Product: Purkinje cell protein 2
Exons: 4
Coding region: 56-355 (99 amino acids)
Molecular function (GO): protein binding; guanyl-nucleotide exchange factor activity
Source: RefSeq, a predicted model, not a curated record